UCCCUGCGUGACGGCUGCCGCGGCGGCAGUUCCCUAGCGGGUAGGAGCGGGCGCUCGCUGCGGCUUUCUCUGCCGGGGAGGCUCUACCGUUGGGGUGUGCGACGCAGCCGCUUCUCCCCUCGCCAUGUCUAAAGACGCAAAGAAGCCCUUCCGCCAGAGCAUGGCCGAGUGGCGGCAGUUCAUCUACAAUCCCAACAGUGGCGAGUUCCUGGGGCGCACGGCUAAGAGCUGGGGUUUGAUCUUACUAUUUUACCUGGUAUUUUAUGGCUUCCUAGCAGCGCUCUUCACGUUCACAAUGUGGGUUAUGCUUCAGACGCUGAGCAGUGAUAUACCAAAAUACCGUGAUCGGAUUUCUAGUCCAGGACUUAUGAUUUCACCCAAGCCGGACACUGCAUUGGAAUUUUACUUCAACAGGAGUGACACCCAGUCAUAUGCAGAAUAUGUUUCUACACUUAGAAAGUUCCUUGAAUCUUAUGAUGAUGCAAAGCAAUCCCAGAACAUAAACUGUACACCAGGAAGGAUUUUUGAUCAGAAUGAUGUUGCUGUUAAAAAGGCAUGUCGAUUUAACCUCUCUGAGCUUGGACAAUGCUCUGGAAAGGAAGAUAAGACUUUUGGCUAUUCUAAAGGAACUCCCUGUGUGCUUGUGAAAAUGAACAGAAUAAUUGGAUUAAAGCCUGAAGGAGAACCACAUAUACAGUGUGCAUCUAAGGAAGAAGGCAUGGUUGAGAUAAAUUAUUUUCCUCCUGGAGGCUUGAUUGACUUAAUGUACUUCCCAUACUAUGGCAAAAGCUUGCACGCUCAUUAUUUACAGCCUCUAGUGGCUGUGCAACUAGCAAUUCACUCCAACAGUACCAAAGAAGAAAUAGCCAUCGAGUGUAAGAUCCUGGGCUCACCUAAUUUAAAAAACGAGGAUGAACGUGACAAGUUUCUGGGACGAAUUGCCUUCAAAGUUCAGAUGACUGAAUAGCUGGAGUAGAAAAUUGUCCACAAAGUAAAUGUUGUGUUGUCUGUUUUGUAUAAGCUGGACAUGCCUUUCUAGGAUGUGAGACCACCUUGGAGAAUGUUGAGGUGGUUUAUGGUGUUCAGGGUAGCAUAGUAAUAUGCUUCCAAAUCGUAUGUUUAAAAUCCCUCAAAAUAAAUACCUAUCUUGCUUCUGCCUGCCCCCUUGGAACAGUGUACAGACUAUGGUUAUGUCAUAGGGACCUGUAAAUAGCUGUUUUCAAACACAUAAUAAUGGUGACCUUUGUCCUGUUCUAAAAUGUGGUUUUAUUCCCCAAGUGCGUGUCUCAAGCUUAAUGUGCUGUGCUAUGUAAAUAUUGUAUUGAUUUAACACUGAUUUAACUGUCAUAUCUCAAUGCUGACACAGUUAUAGGGAUAAAUAAUAAAUGGUACCUGAUUGACAUAGUGUUUUUUUGUAAGAGUAAACACCUCCAACGUAAAUUAUGUGUAUGGGAGUGGGUGGGUGGGUGGAUGGCUGUGUAGAAAUGCCUUAAAUUGUAGACUGGGUGGCGUGGGAGAAUUGAAAAGCAUUUUAAGAGUCGGUAUGGAUUUCUGACAGCAAGUGCUCAACUAGUACUUUCUCGUGCUUGUCACUGUGCAAGUAUUGUGUACAUGUACUACUUGGUAUAGAGGUUUGUAUUCUAGCUGAGGAGCCUUUCUUCGUGUUGUUAAUUGCUUGCGAUGUGUGGAGCACAAAUAAAAUCUAUACAAUAUUUUAAAACUUUUUAGUUCAGAGAUAUCAAUCUACAGCAAUUGCUUAGGUUGUGGUAACAGCUGUACAGCAGAGCUGCUAAAGAGAUGGCCUUGCUGUUGCAGGAAUAGGCUUUCCAUUUCCAAUGAGAACAUUUCCUGAAGAACCUCUGUUCAAAAAGGAGAAGAGAGGCUUGUCAUGAUUAAACUUUACUGUUUAAUUUAUAUACUCUUUUCAAUUGCAUCAUUUUAACAUGCUUCCUGUCUGCGGCUGC
Molecule: messenger RNA, 1964 nt
Organism: Dryobates pubescens (Downy woodpecker)
Lineage: Eukaryota; Metazoa; Chordata; Aves; Piciformes; Picidae
Gene: ATP1B3
Product: ATPase Na+/K+ transporting subunit beta 3
Exons: 7
Coding region: 125-967 (280 amino acids)
Biological process (GO): sodium ion export across plasma membrane; intracellular potassium ion homeostasis; intracellular sodium ion homeostasis
Cellular component (GO): sodium:potassium-exchanging ATPase complex
Molecular function (GO): ATPase activator activity
Source: RefSeq, a predicted model, not a curated record